AUGCCUUUCCCUCCUGAUUCCUAUGUAUCCCCCAAAUCGUUCAUCGAAUCUGGCAAAGCAACGAUCCCAGAGCUCUAUGAAUGGAACGCCCGCGAGAAUCCCUCCUACCAUAUCUUCCGCUUGGAUAGUGGUCAGGGCAUAGAGGGUAUCAGCUAUGCGGAGAUGAACAAGGGCAUCCUCCGUGCUGCACGGCUCGUUUCUUCCCUUGUGGGACCGAACGCGUCUCCAGGCCACCACGUGGUCGCAAUUGUGGCUAGCGCAGACACCAUCACGUAUGCCACUGUCAUUUUGGGUAUUCUACGCGCGGGACAUGUAGCAUUUCCCAUCUCCCCGCGCAACUCGGCGGCUGCCGUGGCCCACCUCUCGAGCAAGACGAAAUGCACUCAAGUUCUGGCGUCUCGAGACCCACACAUGAGCGACCUUGUGAAGGACGCACUGGCCGGCUUGGGCGGCGUGAAACAACACGCGAUGCCGCAAUAUGAGGACUUGUUCCCUUCCGGAGUAGCGGAGAGCGAUGAUGACGCUCGUGACUUUCUGGUGAUGCCCAAGUACGACCUCGACAGCCCUGCUAUGAUUCUGCAUUCCUCUGGUUCAACCAGCCAUCCGAAGCCUAUCACCUGGUCGCACCGAGGGCUAAUUUGUUGGGGCAUGUCCACUUGGAAAGGCACAAUGGACUCGACUUGUGCGAUUGUUAGCGCCCAUGGUGUCCCAAUGUACCAUGCUAUGGGGAGUGUAAUUAUCUUCAUGGCGGUUACCUGCGGUUGGGUUUUUUGCGUAUUCCCCCCUGCAUCUCCGCCGACGGUUCCGAACUCUGAUAACGUCUUUGAGGGGGCAGUCAGCUGUGGCGCAGAGUUGAUGUACACUGUCCCAGCGUUUCUUGAGCAAUGGGCACGCGAACCCGACAAAGUGCUGGCUAUGAAGCAGAUGUGGGGCUUGUUAUUUGGAGGCGCGCCUUUGAACAAAUCUGUUAGAGACUCACUGGCUUCUCAAGGCGUAGCAUUGCUCACAGGUUAUGGGAGCACGGAGACCGGAUCUAUAUCAGCUGGAAUAUCAGUAAAUCCUGAAAUGGAUUGGGAAUACUUCGGCUUCAAUUAUUUGGUAGAUACCGUCAUGCGCCCUGCGGGGGACGGGACAUACGAACUGGUCAUAUUGUGCCCACCUAGGGCAUUCAAUGACCGGAUCAACGGGAUCGACGCAUAUGCCACAAGCGAUCUUCUUGAACCUCACCCGACGAAGCCAGGACUGUGGAAGAUCUAUGGAAGGGUCGACGAUCAGAUCAUCCUCUCCAACGGCGAGAAGACGAACCCGCUGCCCCUCGAGCACAUCAUCAGAGACGGCCCUCACGUCCGCGGUUGCCUCAUCUUUGGACGAGGAAGGCUACAAAACGGGGUCCUCAUUGAGCCCAUGCCGGAAUACCUGCUAGACCCUCAAGACGAGCAGAAGCUGGCGGACUUUAGGAACAAGAUAUGGCCCACGAUAGAGCGCGCGAACGCGAUUGCUCCUCAGCACUCUCGGGUAUUCAAGGAGAUGAUCAUAGUCACCCUUCCCUCCAAGCCAUUCACAUAUAAUGCAAAGGGCUUCCCUCGUCGCGUACCGGUCCUCCAAGACUACCAAAACGAGAUCGAAGCGUUGUAUGCUGGUGUAGAACAAAGCUCGCAAGGCGAUGUUCCUGCACCCUCAUCUUGGAACAGUGACGGCGUCAAGACAUUCGUGCAUACCGUCGUGCAGCAUGUACUUGGUCAGCCUCUUGCCGAGGAUGCAGACCUCUUCCGCAAUGGAUGCGACAGUCUGCAAGCUACUUACAUUCGUAACAUCGCCUUGCGCGCAUUACGUGAACAUUCUCCAGCCGCGGCGAAGAGACUACCAAUGAAUGUUAUGUUCCAAGCGCCUACUAUCGUUGCUCUCACGGAUGCGCUCCUCCGCACCCUAUCGGACUCUCCGGAGGCAGGAUCGAUGGCGUCGACCCCAGAGGACCUGAUCCGCCGGGCAGAGCGUUAUGGCGCAGACCUGCCUGCUCGGCCUUCAGGACUCCGCCCUCGCGCGAGCACGAAGGAUGUCGUUCUCGUUACGGGUACCACUGGAGGCUUCGGAUGCGAUAUCUUGGAGCAUCUUCUACGUGACAGCGAGAUCGGAACGGUUUACGCGUUCAACCGGAAGGCGACAAACGCGCUGGAAAGGCAGCGAGAGCGUUUUCUUCAAAGAGGGCACGACGUGACACUACUGGAGUCGCCGAAGUUCAGGAUGGUCGAGGCCGAUCUGCAACUCGCUGACUUUGGGGUAGAGCCUGGACUGCUAGGAGAGAUACGGGCCUCGGUCACGCACAUCAUGCACAAUGCAUGGCAGGUAAACUUCAACCUAAAAGUCACGUCGUUCGAAGGAGACUUGCAGGGUCUCCGUAACCUACUUGAAUUCGCCUUGUCGUCACCCUACACUGUUCCUCCGAAGUUCAUGUUCGUCAGCUCUAUCGGCGUGCUCGCAAAUUACCAAGUGCAACCUCCCGAGUCGGUCCCCGAGGAGCGGGUUGAGCCAUCUUCUGCGAUCGGAUCGGGUUACACGGAAUCGAAGUGGGUAGCGGAAGAGACCUUGCACAAGUUGGCUCACCACGUCGGCAUCCCUACCACGACAGUGCGACUAGGGCAAGUGUGCGGCGAUCAGUUGGGGCACUGGAACGAGAAGGAAUGGUUCCCCGCCCUGGUUAAAUCCUCGCUGUUCACGCGCUGCUUGCCUGGAGACAUGAAUGAGAUUGCAUUCAUCUUGAGUCACCCUGCAGCCCGGGCCUUCGUGGAGAUGCGCAAGUCCUCGUCGGCCAUCCUGCACCUCGUGCAUCCUCGCCCUAUCGAGUGGAAGGCGAUCGUGAUCCCGAUGGCAAAGGAACUCGGCGUACCCCUCGUACCUUACUCCGAGUGGCUCUCAGAGCUUGAGAAGGGGGCUGGAGAAGGGUCGGCAAACGAAGUAGAUGCGAUGCGCACGAAUCCGGCGUUACGCUUGCUUGAUUUCUUCCGCGCCCAACGUGAUAGCAACCGCUCGGAUACUCGUCUGUCCACUGCGAAAGCAGAGCUGGCAUCAGAAGAACUGGCGCAUAUGUGCCAGCUGGGGAGCGAGGAUGCGAUGAGAUGGAUAACUGCUUGGCGGGCGUCGGGUUUCCUGCCGGCGGCGGCGUGAAUCGCUGAUCAUGAGAGUAG
Molecule: messenger RNA, 3182 nt
Organism: Dichomitus squalens LYAD-421 SS1
Lineage: Eukaryota; Fungi; Basidiomycota; Agaricomycetes; Polyporales; Polyporaceae
Product: acetyl-CoA synthetase-like protein
Exons: 17
Coding region: 1-3162 (1053 amino acids)
Molecular function (GO): phosphopantetheine binding
Source: RefSeq, a predicted model, not a curated record